Molecule: messenger RNA, 7729 nt
Organism: Vitrella brassicaformis
Lineage: Eukaryota; Vitrellaceae
Source: the annotation of a GenBank genome assembly
GUCUGUCUGUGUGUCUCUUUGGAUGCACUCACCCCCUCACUCACUGCAUGCUCUUGCACGCCAACCUCCUAUGUUAUGUCUACAUCAUGAUCGCAGGCACACACGCACCCCACUCACAUCUUAGCUACUAUGCACUCACACACGCACACGCAGACACUCAUCCAUCCAUCCAUUCACCGGCGAGGAUUGCAACACGCCAACCUCUGGCAGCACGAUGACGACGCUGGCUGGUCGCCACAGUAGGAAGAGGACGACCCGCCAUCUCUCACACUCUCCAUCGGGUCAGUGGCAAACAGCCCACACAGACUGCCCAGAGUCCGCACGCACGAGCUGCGGCCGUCACUUCCACUGGCACAAGACUCCUUGGUGCGCCUCCUCCUCUCAUAAAGAUGCUCCUCUGCCCCCUCUCGGGUAUGCAAGUACGGCGGGGGUGUCAAGGACCUCAUCAUUCCCACGCCCGCUCCCAUCUGGCCGAUGGGCAGCGUCACUCGUGUCAUGGGCGGCGCUGCGGACGUCUCUCUCCUCUCGGGGGCCGGUCGCACGCGGACAUCUGUUCGUGUGGGCAGUGUAUGUGACGGCGGGGGCGGCGGGGUGAGGCCGACAGCCUCAGGGAGGGGAGUGGUCAUCACGCCUUGGCUGGGAAGACGGGGCACAGAACGAGAAGGCGCUGCAGACACACAAUGAGACAGAGACAUACGAGCUAUUCGUGCCAUUGUGUCGUCUCUCUCUUCCAUCCAGCUCACCCAUCGACGCACCGCCGAGCGUCACACGUGCAGGAGCACCACAAGCAGCUCUCACAUGGGCAAUCGGCGGCGUGAGGGUGAUGGGCGGCGGACUCAUUGGGUCAUACACCAUGCGGGCGACCCUCGGUUUCUCGGGAGACGAUGGCGGCGCCUUCGGCCUGUGCUUGCGGCCUGGCUUCUCCAACACUCGCUUCGGGGGCGUUCUGUCCACCUGCAGGAGGACUGAUGGGUAGGGAUGAGAGGAUGUGACGCAUGUCUCGCGGAGUGCCGUGGAGCUGAUGAGGGUGUGCCGGUGAAUCAAUGCGGGGUCAGGGAGGCCGUGCUCGAGGGACAAGUCGGGAAGAGCGAUCUGUGAGAGAGAGGAGAGAACGGAACGGAGAAAGUGGUCGCGGCGAUCGGGCGAGUGGAGAAUAAUCAUUUCUUCCCACCACAUUCGUCGCUCUGGGCACAUGGUAGUGUCUCGUCCCACCGACGACAGACGGCAUCGUGCCCACACCUGGGGGUGUGGCGACAUAGGGUUGACUGCGCAUUGGGCCGUGGGGCACAGUAAAAUGGGGGUGGGGGUACUGGCCUUCCAGCCAUGGCUUGGUGUGCGUGAACGGGUAAGGCGGAAUGCUCUGCGCCCGAUCCGGAACGCUGUAGUAAGGCACUGACCUGGCGCCUUCAGCACCCUGAUCAAAGAGCAAAGACGUCUUCCAUCUUCACUAGCGUGUCUGUCUCAGCACAUUGUGGCUGAUUUACCUGUUCUUUCCAGUCGUAUGACGGCCAGGCUCCCGGGGGCGUGUGCAUCCCACCUGCGGCAGCAGUAGGGGGCGGCCCACCUCUGGGGUAUGGCCACCUCCAGCCCUCACUCUCCCCCUCUUCCUCUUCGUCACGGGGCAGCGCAGGCACACCGCCCAUGCCGUGUGUCACAUCAUGGGUCCGACGCAGCAUCUCAGUCAAAUUUGGGACAUGAACACCAAUGGUCGUCCAUACAUCGCCGAGACGCCCUGCAGCGCUCUUCGGCCGACCAGCCGCAGCCGCCAACCUUUUCGCAAUCGCCGCCCUCUUGGCUGCUCCCGUUGCUCCCCUGCCUACUCCUGAGACCCCAGGGGCGCGUGACCUGCCCCUAGCCCGCUCCCGCUCCUCAUCUCUGGCCUGCUUGAGCAGCCGUCUCAUUUUGCGCUUCUCCUUCACCUCUUGUGGUGUGACCGCUUUGGGCGGAUACUGGGGAUGUCUGGACGUCGGCUUGAAGGGCUGCUUCUCCUUCUCCUCCUCUGGUUUUGAGACGGUCUCGGAAGACUUCUGUGUGCUCUCUCGGCUGCCGAGCCGCAUUGGUGGGGAGGUGACGCCCGACGGCUCGAUGAGCUCGAAGCUCCGGCGCAGGAAGGAGUCGGACGGCCGCCGCUUGUAUGCGUACUGGUUGUAGGCGCUGACGGUGUUGAGACGCUCGGGCAUGCCCUCCCAUGACGCCUGAACAAACCGGAAUCACACCCAUUGAUGGAUGGAGGGAUAGCACGGCGCUUCCUCUCUCUCUCUCUCUCUGUGUGUGUGUGUGUGUGUGUGUCUAUCUCUGACCUACCUGUGCCUCGGCAGUUGCGCGUGCGAAUGCUCCGGCGAGCCCAUCGGCUCUGGUUGGCAAGGUCCGCACUGGUUGCCUUUUCGGCUUCGGCCUCACCAUCACGCGGCCCCUGACAUCCACUGGCUGCUUCUUGACGCCGUCGACAGACACAUCCCUAUCCCUGGGGAACCGACUGACCACUCUGCCCUUGGCCGCUGCGCGGGGUGUCGUGUCUCUAGCUGACCUUGUCGACCGUGCUGACCUGGCUGACCUGGCUGACCGAGCUGAUCUGGCUGAUCUGGCCGAUGGCGUCCUUGAGGGUGGUCGCUCGCCUUCCUCUGCUGUCCUUGCAGCCGCUCUGCCCCUUCUUGCGGCCUCCUCCUUGUCUCUCUCCACGAGCAGCCCCCUAAGCCGUUCCUGGGCACUCGCGCCUCGCUGCAGCGCUGGACCCCCUGAGACACCCUUCUCUCUCUUUGCCUUGACAGUGCCACCGGGGGAGGUAACUGUCAAGCGCUCGACGGGCUUCGUGGGCGGCGUUGGGAUGGCCUUGGGGCCGACUGAGGGAGAGUAGCGCGAUGCGAUGGCGCGCUUAGUCUCCUUUGCUUGUCCUCUCUCCUUUCUGGCUCUUUCGCGUUCCCCACCAGCAGCAGCACCAGCAGCAGUAGCAGCAGCAUGCAUCGGCGGCACUGAGACGGCAUCUUUUUUCUUCCCUUUUACCCGUUCAGCAUCAGCCGGCGGCAGCGAGACAGCGCCCUCCUUGUUGACUGCCGCUCGAACAGCGACCGCGGCGGCCUCCCGCGUCCCUGGGAUGCGCUGGUCACGUGUUGCACGAGAGGGGGCAGCUUUGCGAUCCUCUGCUGGCGGUCUUCUCUCCUUUCUUCCCUGAGCAGUAGUUGCAGCAGCAGCAGCUGUGGGUGGCGGGGUGAUCGGUCGGGCCAGUGUUUCUCCUUGAGCAAAGGAGGGUGUCUUGACAAGUGGAACAUGUCCAGCGGUCUUCGUGGGAACGGGCCGGCCUGGGCCGGGGGGAGUGGGUCUCUGAAGAAUCGAUGCAUAACAGGCGGAUAGAUAACAUGACGGAUGUUGUGUCGCUUCUUUCGUUUCGCGCCAUCACCUGCGGUGGGGCAGCUGCAGGUCUUGUUGGGGGCUGCUCGCGGUCAACUUUGGCCGCUUCCUUGACAGCCACCUUCACUUUCGUUGGCGGUGUCUUUGUGAGUGGCUCGCGAUCUGCCUCGCCCGGCCCCUGUGCUGGUGACGCCUUCAUCCCACCAGUCGGCUUUGGUAUCCUAGUGGGGAUGGCAGAAGCGGGCAGAGCGGGGGCCUGCACGUUACACAUACAAUCGAGCGUACUCUUAGCUGCAACUCACAUCUAUCUGACCGCCUCAUUCCAUUCGUGAUCUGACCUGAUCUUUGACCUCUCUUUUGGCCGCUGCUUUCUCUCUCCUCUCCUUGUCUUCGCGGCUGGGCGGAGUGACGUCUUUUCUCUCUUCCGGUGCCUCUUCCGUCUCCAGCUGUAUGCCUCCCUCCAAAAAGUGUGGCGUCGAUGGAGCCUGAGGCUCCUCCUCCAUACCUUCGGCAGCUGCAGCUGCAGCCUCGCCACGGCCAGGGCCGCCCUCAGCCUCCCCGCCGGCAGCCCAGACUUCCUGUUCCUCGCCGUCAUAGAUGCCGAGAUCUUGCAUUUCCUCAGGAGUCAGCUGCGUGCGGAGAGAAGGCUUCACCGUGGUCUCGCCUGCCUGUUCUCCAGCGAAGGACUCAGCGCCCGCCGCCUCAAAAUCAGCAGGAAGGCCUGUUUCUCCCUCCUGCUGGUACCCGUCAGCAGAAGCGGAAGGCCCAGUGACCUCCCUUUCCCCUUCCUGUCCGACCAGAACGCCGGCGACCUUGCCGGCCUCCUGUCUCCCUGCAAGGGCGGCGCCCUCCGUCUCAUGAUCUCUUUCGACACCAGCAAUUAUGUCCUCUUGCUCUUCUUCUGCGCCGGCAGCUUCCUCAAGUGGUUCCUGUCCUCGUGGGACGAUGAUGUCUUGAUCCUCAGGUGGGGCCUGCUGCUCGUGACGCUCCGGUGCGAACUCGGGCACAUCCUCUGCCCCCUCCACCUCUGCGGCAGGACGUCCUACUUCCUCCCAUCCACCUGUCUCGGGCGGAACGGGAUACGAAAACGACACAACGUCUUGAGGCCGUUCCUCCUCCUGCACGCCCUGCUCUUCCAAAGAGUCCCCGGCAGUAGGCCCCCCUUCGUAGCCGGCAGCUGCCUCCUGGGGUCCAUAGGUGUCUUCUGAAGGCACAAGAGGCGGCACGUACAGUGCCUGCUCGGACGGCGGUCGGCGUAUGCGACCGAGGUCCCGCUCCAGCCGAUUCAGCUCAUCUUCAACGUCUCGGAGAUCCUCAGCCGCCUGCUGCUUGGCCGUCCUAGGGGCUGUGGGUGCUGCUGGGGCUGUUUGGAUUGACACACCAGGAGGAAGGCCCGCAGAUGACGGCAACUGAGCCUCCCUGGCCUCCUGUGAUGGCUGCGACGAUUCCUCCCCAGUUGGUUUGCCUUCGCCAAUGCGGUGUUGGGUGCGGUUCUCAGUCGUGUCGUCUGCAGAUGGCUGUUUGGCUAUCUCUUGCUCUCUGUCUCCAGCUGCUUGAAUGGUUGCGGUCUCUCCUUCUCCUACUUCCAUCUCGAUGCUUGCCCGUUGCACCAGUUGGGGCGCUGCGCCGAAUGACGCAGUGCGGCCCGUCUUGAUGGCCGCGUCGUCGUGCGGCCAGCCGCCAGCCAUGGUGCUCUCCAGCCCUUCAGCCAUGCCUUCACCUUGCUCCGAUCUCACACCUUGACCACCCUCACCCUCCUCUUCUUGUGAUGUCUCUGCUGCCCAAACUUGCUCUUGUGUUUCCAUUUCCCUCCCAGCUGCAGCUGACUCCUCGCGCUGUGCUCUUUCCUCUGCAGACACCGACAGAUUGCCUUCGGCUGCAGUUGCUGUGCCGGUAGCCCCUUUCGAGAACUGAUGUCCUUCGGCAGAUGCCGCCAACUCUUCCGGUGCUCCUGCACCCUCAGCCGUCUUUCCUCUGUGCUCUCCUUCUGCGUCCGCCCCAGUAAGCGCCGCCGACCGCCCACCCAUUGAGGCUACGUCUUGUGUCAGCUUAGCCAUCUGCUCCUCACCAGUCGACGCCUGCGGGCUUGGAGGUGUGGAUGACAGACCCACACCAGCUGCAGCUCCAGCCCCAGCUGUCUCGUCCAUGCCGCCCUCAAUGCUGCCAAGCUGACUAGCCGAAGGUCCUUCUGCCGUCAGGCCGGCUUCCGUCAGGCCGGCUUGAGCAAUAGCCGCUCCUUCUCCUUCUUGCGAGGGUCUCAUCUGUAUGUCAACUGAUUCGCGUGACGUCCUCCUUUUGGCGUAGUGGUUGGCGAUGCCCCGAUCCUCGCGCACCUUAGCCUUCCGCUCCUCGAUCUUCCGCUGUAUGCGGGACUGCAUGUCCUCCUCCGGCUCAGGCACCUCUCCCGCCUUUUGCUCUCGCGUCCCGUCGUCAAGUGCCGCAGCAUAAGGCUCCCAUGCCUCCAGCCGGUGACGCGGCCUCUCCUCUGUGGCUGUUGCGGCUGUUGCUGCUGCUGCUGCUGCUGCUGCGGGACCCUCAGCAGUGGUGGUCUCCUCCUCUUUCUCCUCCCUCUCUGUGACCCUGGUGACCAGUGAUGACGCCUGCGAUGUCUCCAAGCUGACGGCCUCUCCCCCUUCGGCUGCCCUCAGCCGCGUCAGGUCGGAUGAGAUCUCCGAUGGCCGAGAUGCAUCAUCGGAAGCAGGGGGUACCGAUGCGAGCGAUCGCGAGAAGUGGCCAAUCGGCACGGUGUCAAACUCGGGACGGGACGCCCCAAAUCGUGUGAGGCCGGGCAGUAUGGUGCCUUCAGGGAAGGUGAACUGCGCGGCGAGUGGGGCGGAGACCAUGGAUGACUCGCUGGUGGCGGUGCGGGAGUCGGAGGAUGUAAGCUCGUGAGACACGGUGUCCGAUGGGCGCUGCGCCGCCUCAUCAGACGGCCGCGGGGCAGCCGAUGGCUCGGCAGGAGGCUGCUUGUCUUCUCUUGUCUCAGACACCCCUGAGGCAGAUUCAGCAAAAACGGCAGCCUCUCCAGCCUCCUCACGUGUGUGCUUGGUGGUGGCCGCAAAUUCUCCCGAUCCCUUCUUGUGGACGUAGAGCACCCCGGAGUCGCUGAGAUUCCCCGAUCUGCUGGCCGUCUUGCUGCCCAUGAACCUGACUGUCUCCGUGGAGCUCUCCCCCUCUGUGCUGCCCAUGCUGGCCAUCGGGGGUAUCUGGAGCGACAUGACGAUGGGUGACUCGUCGCGGGCGGUGGCUGGGGCAGUGCGGGGGACGCCGUAGGUCGGGGAGACAUCUGCUGUCUCGUGUGCUGCUGCUGCUGCUGGUGUCCUCUCCUCGGCUAUCGUGGAUGAGGCGAUGGCUGAGGUCCUCCCGAUGCCCACCAUGCUGCCACCGCGACUUGGGGUGCGCUCCGUCAUAGAACCCUGCACACACGCACAUCAAGGCGACUGCGGAUGGAUGGGUGCUCCUGCCGUUCCUCAUGACUGUACCCACCAUGUAUCCGAGUGCCUUGCGUCUCUCCCUCUCCAGCUCGAUAGCCCUUGCAAUCUUGUCGUCGAUGGUCUUGGCCUCCACCUCUCUCUCAAUGGUGUCGCGGGUGAUGGUUUGCCGAAUACGCGACUGAGGACUGGGACCCCCUGCAGCAGGCGAACCGCUCGGCUCGGAGGGUGCAAGACCUCCCGAGGUCUGCGAGAGAGGAAAAUGCCACUUGGAAUCGGUUCGCUUGGAAACGAUGAGUGAGUAGACGCAUGCACCUGAAUGAGCAGUUGGCGGCCUCCGCUGGCCUCGAGGGAUGAAGGACCAGCAGAUUCCCUCCCUUCGGCCUGCACACAAAGAAAGGGACGGCAGACAUUUGCUGGUCAAUCAGUCACACUGCCGGCUGGCUGUGGCUGGCUGGCUGGCUGGCUGGCUGGCUGGCUCACGUCGGUGUCGCUGAUGGAAGAGGCCGAGCCGAUGGAUUGGAUGUGCCUUCUCCUCUCCUGCUCUAUCUCGAGUGCCCUCUGCAGCCGCCCCUCCACUCCCCCCAGCUCACCCAUACGCCUGUCCUGGUCGUCGCGGAUCUGCUGCCGAAGCUGCUUACGCUGCACAUCAGACAUGCCAAACACGGUCCCCGUCUGCAGGCAGAAAGAUCAAGGAAAGAGAGAAACAAAGAGGCAAUCAAUGUGUGACUGUCUCACACACCCGUCCGCUCGUCCGGCUGUCCCGUCUCGGCGGGUUCUCCUCUUCCGUGGGCUCCUCCGCGACGCUGAGAGUCACAUUUCUCUGCUCUCUCCUGCGGACCUCGCUCUCGGUUGGGGAGGACUCGCUCGAGCUCGACGUCGACUGCUUCAUCGUGAAGAGAAAGUCAGCUGAUGAUCACCGAGGCCGAUUUCUCCAAGCUGUACGAUCUCGG